Molecule: messenger RNA, 1885 nt
Organism: Triticum urartu
Lineage: Eukaryota; Viridiplantae; Streptophyta; Magnoliopsida; Poales; Poaceae
Source: RefSeq, a predicted model, not a curated record
AUGGAUGAGGUCGAGCAGGAUGAGGAUGAGCCGGAGCCCUCCUAUCCGCCCAUCCAAUUGGCAUCUGGCACCGUCGUCGUGGGCAUCUCCGACGACGAAGAUCUACACAGUGGCGCACUGUGCACCGCCCAUCUUAUCAUAUUCUUCUCACCACCUCCUCCUUCUCUUUCCUCGUCUGCUCCUCAUUCUUUGAUUUGGUCCAAGCCUUGUUCUUGGGAAAGCAGAGGAAAGCAUAGCUUCCUGAAUCCUGAGACCUUCAGCUUCAAGGCCAAAAUGGGUGAGGUUGAGGAUGGGUUCACCCCACUGUCUCAGUUGAACUUGUCAUCGGAUUACAGGCGCAGAGUCCGGGUGCGCGUCUCACGGAUGUGGGUGUCCUUCAACCCAAACAACGGCACCGUGUUCGGCCUUGACAGCCUUCUCAUUGACAGCAAGGGUGGAACUAUGCAAGCCCAUGUAAAACCAAAAGAUAUAAAGCGUUUCGAAGAGAGGCUAGCUGAAGGGAAGGUCUAUGCGCUGUCAAAUUUUGUGGUUUGGCCAAGCGAGGGGAAAUAUAUGACCUGUAGGAACCCCUUCAAGAUGCACAUUGAAGCAGAUACGGUGGUCGACGAGAUCGAUGGAGAUGUCGACGCGAUACCUCUCCACUGCUUUGAUUUUGUUGACUUUGUUGAUGUUCCUUCUAGGGACCGCAAGAUUAGCUUAUUGACAGAUAUUGUUCGCCAAGUAGUCGAAGUUUGGGGCAUAGAAAGGACCCCAAAGAAAUUGCGGAUGAUAGAAUUUUGCAGCUUACGGAUUGAGGAUUUCAGUGGAAAGGAACUGUAUGUCACACUAUAUGGAAAGCUGGGUCAUGAUUUUUAUGCGGAGAUUCGCAAGAAAUGCCGACAAGACCCUGUCGCUGCCGUGUUUGCCGGGAUGCGUGUUUGCCACUACAAGGGUGGCAUCAUCCAAAAAUCCCCAUAGUACACCUCCAGUCUCAGCCAGAAAGCCCUGUUGAUCCAACUCAGGAGUUACAAAGUAGCUGGAGAACAAUCAAACAGCUGCAAAGCCUUGAUCCAUUCAAGUUAUCGGAGAAUAGCCGAUUUUUGUGCAGAGCCAUCCUGAAAGAGAUAGACUGCACCAAAGAUUGGUGUUAUCGUGGAUGCUUUCACUGCAGGAAGUCGGUCAGCAGGGACGGAAGUGAAUUCUGGUGCAGCCAAUGCGAUCCGGUUAACAAGAAGCGCAAGAGGCCGGUUUUAUGGUACAAGCUAAAUGCAGUGGUGGAAGAUGACACUGGAACCAUGAACUUGGUGAUCUUUGCCGAGGAGGCGCAGCAACUGAUCGGUGUCACGGCAGAAGAACUUUUCAAAGAGAUCACCGGUGAUGGCGGGUGCACCGUGCCAGCUGCAUUCUCAUAUCUUCGCGGCUCGACCCACACCUUCCAAGUUGCCAUGGACGACUGGAGCUCAAGCAUCGUUGUGAAGUGGAUCCUGAACGACAAUGAGUUGACACUAGUGCAGCACGGUGGGUCAGUUCAGUCGACAGUGUCUAGUUGCAACUCACAACUUAUGGAGGAGAAGAUGUUGAUCCUCAAGCCAGAAACCGAACUGAAGACGGAAGAUGAGGCAGGUGCAGAAUGACUCCUUUCCCUGACUCUCAGGCUCUCGGCAGCAGCUCUUCGUUUCACAAGAAUGGAAUCUGCUACAUUGGCGGUAAUCAUGCCAAGUAUCUGUUCUUUCGCUCUGCCUUAAUUCUAAAACUUUGUAAAAAAAUCCCUUAUAAGAAAUCUCAUGUAAAUAUUAUGUGGAAGUCACCUUGUUCAGAUUACUGGGAAUGCUCAUCCUUGGGCCAGCAUAUGUCAAUAUACUGGAGUAGUACAGUAGUGACUCUUGCAGACACCAUGGAUACAUUC